AUUAAAAGCAAAUGUACGCUGUACUUUCGUUGAGUUGCACUCAAAGACCGUGGUUGCACUUGCCUGGGCAGACUGAAUGACGUCACGCCAAUGCCUGUCAAAAUCUGGUGGAUCUGAACGCAAGCUAAAGCCGGAGCUUAGCCUUGCGCGGAGGAGGACGGACGGAGCCUUUAUUAUAGGCAUAGAAUAAUCACAGUCACUCUCGCACAGGAUCACACGUUCUCCAUGGUUGUCUGCUGGGCUUGUAGACCAUUGUAAAUGAAAUGGAAGGGAGAAAACACCCGAUCAGCCACGGUGUUUUCACAGUGUUUUAUUUAAUGCCUUUUUCAUUCUUGAUUCAAAGCGGUCUCGUCAUCCUCUGCUCGUUUCAAUGGACAGUCGUGGCCAAAGACCUGCCCCAGUGUAAAGAGACAGACUACUACUUCGAGUACACGGAGUGUGACAGCACCGGGUCACGGUGGCGGGUGGCCAUCCCCCAGCGCCUGGGCACCUGCACGGGCCUGCCGGACCCCGUCAGUGGGACGGACUGCACGUUCUCCUGCGGUGCCGGAGAGUUCCUGGAGAUGUCGGCCCAGCAGUGCACGCAGUGCGCCGCCGGCACCUACUCCCUGGGGAGCGGGAUGCGCUUCGACGAGUGGGACGACAUCCCGCCCGGCUUCACCAGCCUGGCCACCUACAUGGACAGCGGCCCGGCCGGGGAGGACACCCUGACCUGCAGCAACUCCUCCUGGGCGCCCCAGGGGAACUACCUGGAGUCGAACCGCGACGAGUGCACUGUGUCGCUCAUCUACGCCGUGCACCUGAAGAAGCAGGGCUCCGUCUCCUUCGUGUACCAGUACGUGGACAACAACAUCUUCUUCGAGUUCUUCAUUCAGAAUGAUCAGUGUCAGGAGAUGGACCAAACGUCGGACCAAAAGUGGAUCAAACUGACCAACAACGGAGAGUGGGGGACCCACACCGUCGACUUAAAGUCCGGGACUAACAUCCUGUACUGGAGGACCACUGGGAUUCUGCUGGGCACUAAGGUGGUCAAACCGGUGCUGCUGAAGAACGUUCAGAUCGAAGGGGUGGCCUACACAUCCGAGUGCUUCCCAUGCAAGCCUGGGACCUUCAGCAAAACCCCGGGGUCAUCGUCCUGCGACCUCUGUCCCAGAAACACCUUCUCCGGCAAGGGAGCCAGCUCCUGCACCCACUGUGACAAGGACAAGCAAUACGCACCCGAGGGGUCGGCAGAGUGCAAGGAGAAGCCGGCCUGCUCCAAGAAGGAUUACUUCCAGAUCCACACGCCCUGCGACAGCGAAGGGAAGACGCAGAUCACGUACAGGUGGAUCGAGCCCAAGAUCUGCGUGGAGAACGUGACGGGGGCCGUGACGCUGCCCCCCUCCGGCAGACGGGAGCCGUGCCCGCCCUGCAACCCCGGCUUCUACAACAACGACACGGCCACCUGCACCCCCUGCCCCCCCGGCACCUACUCCAACGGGGUCAAAGCUUGCCAGAAGUGCCCAGCGGGCACGGAGCCGGCACUGGGCUACGAGUACAAGUGGUGGAACGUGCUGCCCGCCAACAUGAAGACCUCCUGCUUCAACGUGGGCAACACCAAGUGCGACGGCAUGAACGGUUGGGAGGUGGCUGGCGAUCACAUCCGCAGCGGGGCGGGGAGCUCGGACAACGAUUACCUCAUCCUGAACCUGCGGGUCCCUGGCUUCCAGCUUCCAACAUCUGUGUCCAGGACCACUGGCUCCGAGUUUGGCCGAAUCACCUUCAUCUUUGAAACCAUCUGCUCCGCGGACUGCGAGCUCUACUUCAUGAUGGAUGUGAACAGGAAGAGCACCAACGUGGUGGAGUCGUGGGAGGGCAGCAAGGAGAAGCAGUCGUACACCCACAUCAUGACCAAAAAUGCCUCCGUGUCCUACACCUGGGCUUUCCAGAGGACCAACCAGGCCCAGGACAUCAGACAGUACGUCAACGACAUCGUGAAGAUCUACUCCAUCACGGUGACCAACGCCCAGGACGGGGUGGCCUCCUCCUGCCACGCCUGCGCCCUGGUGUCCCAGCAGUCGGGCUCGUCCUGCGUCCCCUGUCCCGCCGGCCACUACAUCGACAAGGACACCAACCAGUGCAUGGAGUGCCCCCCCGACACCUACCUCUCCGGGCACCAGAUCUACGGCAAGGAGUCCUGCGUGCCCUGUGGGCCUGGCAGCAGGAGCAACAAGGACCACUCCCUCUGCUUCAGCGACUGCUCCUUCUCCCACGUGGACCAGAACCGGACCCUGACCUACGACUUCAGCCCGCUGGGCCCGGUGGGCUCCAUCAUGAACGGGCCCAGCUUCACUUCCAAGGGCACUAAGUACUUCCACUUCUUCAACAUCAGCCUGUGCGGGCACGAGGGCAAAAGGGCAGCGGUGUGCACCGACAACGUGACGGACCUGUCCAACAAGGACCUGCAGGGCGACUCCAGCGAGUUCGUCAACUACGUGGAGACCUUCGUCUGUCAGUCAACCAUCAUCCCCUCAGAUGGGCGGGGCUUCAGAACGGCUCUCUCCUCACAGUCCAUCAGCCUGGCGGACACUUUCCUGGGAGCCACAGUGGAGAGCUCUCUCUCUGACAUCACCGUGAGUUCGGACCUGUUCCCCGAAACGUCGAAGAAAGUACCGGACGUGAACUUCUUCUAUCGGUCUCCCCAGGCAACAUCAUCAUGUGAUAAGGGGCGUAACGCAGUGAUCACGCUGCGGUGUAACCCGGAGAAGCCUGCCCGGGGGGAGCUGGGGGUCUCCAGCAAGUGCCCUGCCGGCACCUGUGAUGGCUGCACCUUCAACUUCCUGUGGGAGAGUGCCAGCGCCUGCCCGCGCUGCACGGAGGCGGACUACCACGAGAUCGAGGGUGCCUGCAAGGGCGCGGUCCAGGACACGCUGUACGUGUGGAACGAGCCGAAGCUGUGCACCGAGGGGGUGUCCCUCCCCGGGAAGAAGACCUCGCCCUGCGAGGCCAUCGACUUCUGGCUGAAGGUGGGGGCCGGCAUCGGGGCCUUCGUCGCGGUCCUGCUCGUCUCCCUCACCUGCUACUUCUGGAAGAAGAACAAGAAGCUGGAGUACAAGUACUCGCGGCUGGUGAUGACGGCCAAUAAGGAGUGCGAGCUGCCGGCCGCGGACAGCUGCGCCAUCAUGGAGGGCGAGGACAACGAGGACGAGGUGGUGUACCCCAACAAGCCCUCCCUGCUGGGGAAGCUCAAGUCCAUCGCCACCAAGGGAAACGGAGAGAGCUGCGAGUCUGUCCAGCUGAAGUCCUCAAAGCCAGAACGAUGGGUGUGGGGAUAGAGGAGGAGUUUGGCGGGAGAUGUUUUUCGGGAGGGUGAGGAAGAGCGCUGAGAGAGAUUGCAAAGAAGACGACGAAGAGAAGAAAAAAAAAAAAAAGCCAUGCUGUCGACAACAUUCGGAAAACGGCCCGACGAUCGGGAACUCAGCUUGUGGAGAUGACCAUUCCUGGAGGCCUUAACACAUCACCGCGGGGGGAAAUGGAAAAUUCCAGAAGGGGAGGAUUCAGUGGUGAGACUGCGGGGUAGGGGGAAGAGGGCAGGGGUGGAGGGAGGGAGGAACUCUGCUUUAACUGAAAUAUUUGGGAACAAAAUGGCGGAGGUGCAUUCCGGUGCCACUUUCAAUUGGCUGUUGUUUUUCCGUUUGGGGUUGUGUUAUGAUUCUGUGUGAUGGCAAGAUAACUGCUGAGCUGUGGGUCCCUCCCCUUUUUAAAAAAAA
This is a messenger RNA of Anguilla anguilla (European eel), 3749 nucleotides long. Its product is annotated as endosome/lysosome-associated apoptosis and autophagy regulator family member 2-like. Lineage: Eukaryota; Metazoa; Chordata; Actinopteri; Anguilliformes; Anguillidae. The transcript is spliced from 22 exons. The record is from RefSeq and is a predicted model, not a curated record. Gene Ontology annotation, biological process: positive regulation of BMP signaling pathway. The coding region runs from base 264 to 3314 and encodes 1016 amino acids.